This is a messenger RNA of Arachis ipaensis, 786 nucleotides long. RefSeq lists its product as uncharacterized. The record is from RefSeq and is a predicted model, not a curated record. NCBI's taxonomy places the organism in Eukaryota, Viridiplantae, Streptophyta, Magnoliopsida, Fabales, Fabaceae.
AUGACAUUCUCUUCAGUAAUCCCUUACAUAUUCACUUACUUUUUACUAUUCACUUACUUUUUACUUGAGCGUCGGAGUGCCUUUGCAGAUUCCAUCUCUCGCUUUCAAGAACUCGCCAAGCAGUUUGAAGAUCAGUUUGCUACUUUCUUAAUCUACCUCCACGAUUCCGAAUAUCUAAACACUAUAAAGCAAGGACAACACGAAAGCUUGAAAGAUUACAUCACUCGUUUCAACAAGGUCGUGAUGAGCAUUCCAGAUCUCCACCCAGAAGUACACCUACACGCCAUAAAAAGCAGCCUCCGUCCUAAAAAGUUUCAGAAAACCAUCACAAUAGCGAAGCCGAAAACCCUAGAUGAAUUUUGCGAGAAGGCCAAGGGCCAAAUGGAAAUUGAGGAAUUAAGGCAAGCACAGAAAUUGGAGAGAACAUCGUACGGUAAAGAGGAGGACAAAGGCCGGGAUAGCAAGAAGACUUCCCGAUUAGUAUCACGUUAUAAAUCCUAUACACAAUUCAAUGCCAAACGAGAAGACAUCAUCAAGGAAAUACUGAACUCAAAGUUAAUUAAACCUCCUUGGAAAGCGGGCUCUUAUCAGGAUAUAAAGAAUGUUGAUAAAUUAAAAUACUGUGCCUUCCACCAGAAAUACGGGCAAACCACCGAUAAAUGUGUCAUCGCCAAAGACCUACUUGAGCGAUUAGCUUGGCAUGGCCAUUUAGACAAAUACAUCGGUGGUCAUAUUGAUGAGUCCAUAUUUUUCGAUGUAUUUUGGCUUGAUUGGGAUGGAUUGUAG